AUGGCACGGCGAGAAGACGACUCCUACACCAACGGGUCGGUGUUCGAGGUGUCCGUUGAGGAAGGGAGGAAGGACAAGUCGGAAGCGUACGCCGACGCCAGCAAGCAGCCUGAGGAGGCUAACGACGGUAUCGACGAUGCAGUCUGCGGCAUGCCGGCGUCAAUUUCUUACAUUCAGCAGCUCAUCGCGGAGUUCCUGGCGACGUUCUUCCUGAUCUUCGCCGGGUGCGGGGUCAUCACGGUGAACGACAAGAACGGCAUGGCCACGUUCCCGGGCAUCGCCGUGGUGUGGGGGAUGACCGUCAUGGCCAUGGUCUACGCCGUCGGCCACGUCUCCGGCGCGCACAUCAACCCCGCCGUCACCGUCGGCUUCGCCGUCUCCGGCCGCUUCCCCUGGAGGAAGGUCCCGGCGUACAUGGUGGUGCAGACGGUGGCGGCAACGUUCGCGAGCCUGCUGCUGCGGCAGAUGUUCGGCAGGCGGCACUUGGUCGCCUCAGUGACGGUGCCAAGCGGCAUCAGCAGCCAGUCGCUCGUCCUCGAGUUCAUCAUCACCUUCUACCUCAUGUUCGUCAUCAUGGCCGUCGCCACCGACGACCGGGCGGUCGGGCAGAUGGCCGGGCUCGCGGUGGGCGGAACCAUCAUGCUCAACGCGCUGUUCGCCGGGCCGGUGUCGGGAGCAUCGAUGAACCCGGUGAGGAGCAUCGGGCCGGCGCUGGUGGGGGGCAAGUACACGGGGCUGUGGGUGUACAUCUUCGGGCCGUUCGCCGGCGCGGCGGCCGGAGCCUGGGCGUACAACCUCAUCCGACACACCGACAAGACGCUCGCCGAGAUCACCAAGAGCAUCAGCCGGACCAACAACUGA
Molecule: messenger RNA, 861 nt
Organism: Setaria italica (foxtail millet)
Lineage: Eukaryota; Viridiplantae; Streptophyta; Magnoliopsida; Poales; Poaceae
Product: aquaporin NIP1-4
Exons: 4
Coding region: 1-861 (286 amino acids)
Biological process (GO): transmembrane transport
Cellular component (GO): membrane
Molecular function (GO): channel activity
Source: RefSeq, a predicted model, not a curated record